AUGACGACCUACAUCCCCUCACUGACCCUCCCCAGCGUUGUGUUUGAGAACCCGGCCGUGGCCAUUCUGCUGCCCGUGGUAUGUGGAACAGCCACCGGCUUUGCCAUUAGUCCAAGCGCAUCUCAGACUGCAUACCGCACCCUGAAGCAGCCCCCGCUGCACCCCCCGGGCUACGUCUUCGGCCCAGUAUGGACAGCUCUCUAUGCCACCAUGGGCUACACAGCCUACCGCGCAUACACCACCGGCACGUCCUCGUUUGACCCCAACAUGGCCGCUCUGGCAAAGCAUGGAGCAACCCUCUACUCGAUCCAGCUUGCCUUGAACCUCGCGUGGACUCCUCUAUAUUUUGGCCUCGGACAGCCCAUUGCCGCUUCAGCGGACAUCCUUGCCCUGGGCGGUACGCUCGCCUAUCUCGUCAAGGUAUGGGGCGAGGUCGAUCCCAUCUGCGGAUGGCUGCUUGCGCCGUAUCUGGGCUGGGUCAGCUUCGCGACCUACCUAUGUAUCGGCUCUGGCUACUUGAACAACUGGGACUUCAACGCUAUUACCAAAAAGGACUAAGAGAAGGAAUACAUUGAGUAAACUAGAGAAUGUUGUAUUAUUAACUAUACGCAUGCCGCAACUGGGGGGUAUCAUGAAGCUCAUUACCAUUUUGGGCGUAUCCUAUCAUGACACUCUCCACUUUUGGCUGCGUAGUCAAAAGCGACUGUCUCGCCACAUCACCAGUUGUGUGUGCGUUUCCAAAAUGUAUGGUGCACAUACGCAUUCGGUUUCAUCUUAUACGUGCUCAGAGAAGGCGGCAUGACGUGGCAGCAUAGCUGUCGCUUUGUCGAAGAAGCCUUGGCGCACAUAGACCUG
Messenger RNA from Exserohilum turcica Et28A, 855 nucleotides. RefSeq lists its product as uncharacterized. The coding region runs from base 1 to 558 and encodes 185 amino acids. The transcript is spliced from 4 exons. Gene Ontology annotation, cellular component: mitochondrial outer membrane. Lineage: Eukaryota; Fungi; Ascomycota; Dothideomycetes; Pleosporales; Pleosporaceae. The record is from RefSeq and is a predicted model, not a curated record.